CGGGUUGUUGGUAGACUGAAGUUAGUCGUGGCGAUACGAAGACGCACGAUCGUCCCCGAGCUUUGCCGAGGCGACGUAACCCUCUGUCCUUUCGGCGUAGCGCUUCGCCCCACCACAUCCAGUCGCGCCGCGAAUGCCAUACUGUGUGUCUCGUGUUCGUGCUGUCCCGUGCAUUUCUCCCUUGUAACGGCGUAAUAUUCGCAGAACGAAACCACACAUAAAAAGUAAGAACGUUUGCUUCUCACCACGCGCCACUCUCACCGCGGUCUUGUUCUCUCUUUUUGCCAUCGUGAAUUUUGUCUUUCAUCGAAGCCACUCUCGAGCGGCGAUCGUCGUGAAGUUCGGUGCGGACGGCGUGUGCCCUUCUGUUCCGCGUCGACGGAAGAAAGGAAAAAGCGACCGGGGGAGAAAGAGAAAGACGCGUGCUGCUCGCGGAAUUGCGGCACGAGGCGACGAACGUCGUCGUCGCCGCCCCGCUGCUCUGUCACCGGCCGAUGUGUGGAAAGUGCGCGACGAGUCAACGAGAACGCGUGAACGCGACGGCACAGGUGGCGGCGCUCUACCGUACUGAACGUUGCCGCUGACCGCGUGUAUCGGAAGAACGCGCGGAAUAAAAUCUCGUUUUGGGUGGAAUCCAUCGGCUCCGAAUUUCUUUCCACGCGCACUGGAUCGUCGCUGGUCGUCGCGCUCAUAAUCGGAGUAAGUCGCGAUAAAUCGGCGCGGAGUGUCGUUUUUUGGGGAGGAUCGAGGAUCGUAAGUUAAACUUUCGUGUUCUACGCGCGCGAAUCGCGAAAACAAGGGGGGGAGGCCAACGGGCGACAACGGGAGCAAAAGGAGUGAGUUUCGCGCGAAAAUGCAGUCCAGAUGGACGAUGACGUCGCGACGUCUGUAACAGCGGUCUCGCGUGUUAUCAUCGUCGCUUCGCGUGUUUUCUCGUCGUUUGUUCACGCGAAUCCGCACGGAUUCACACGGUGUAACACCACCGACGGACAUCAACGCGGGUUAUGACGCGCCGCCUCGCUUAAGGGACGCUUUCGAAGCGCGCAACGAGUUUGGAAGAGAGUCGCGCGAGUGCGAUGAGCACCGACGUACGACCGGGCGAGGAGCCGACCUCCUGGUCGGUGCCGGGCCAGCGGUCGACUUCCUUGGUGUCGAUGCCGCAGAAGUUCGGCGAUGCGACCCGCCGCGCGGAUUUCGUGUUCCCGAAUUGGGCGAUGGGCACCCUCUGCCUGAUCAGCUUUGCCAUGUGCGGCAUACUCUUCAUGCACGGUCUCGCAUUGGAAGCAAGGAUCACCACCCUGGAGAGAGAGUGUGUACGCGACCCGAGGUUAAGGUCGUCCCCGUCGUCGUCAUCGUCGUCGUCGUCCGAGGACUUCGGUGACAAGGAUGUAUACUUAACUUCCCUAAGGAGGUACUCGCGUGAUGUCUCCGAAUGCAAUUGUCCUCCAGGUCCACCCGGUGAGCAAGGAAAGAGGGGCAAGAAAGGAAAGAAAGGCGAUCCCGGGGAGCCCGGCCCGCCGGGUGUGGCCGGGACGCCGGGCAAGAACGGUUUUCCGGGACCCAUCGGCUUGGACGGACCCAAAGGUGAUCCGGGCCGACCCGGUGACAAGGGACAGAAGGGCGAGCUGGGCAGCCCCGGAUUCGAUGUCUUGUCCGCAGUGAAGGAACUUCAGGAGAAAGGGGUUAAUAUCUCAGCGCAGUCCAUCAUACAACUGAAAGGAGAGCCGGGUGAACCCGGACCGCCGGGACCACCCGGUCCGCCAGGAGCUGAGGGUCUUCCCGGACACGAGGGCAGACAGGGAAUUCCGGGCGAGGUCGGCGCCCCAGGAGAAAAGGGCCCGCCCGGACCGAUCGGGCCCGUCGGCCCGCCAGGCCCGUCAGGACUUUCGGGUCUCAAGGGUGACAAGGGUGAUAGAGGCGAUCGCGGCUUUACGACGAACUUCAAGGGCGAGCAGUUCCCCAGCGGAGUAUUCGAAGGCCCACCUGGUCCACCAGGACCUCCUGGGCCCCAGGGCGAGAAAGGAGAACUGGGCCCGACGGGACCGCCCGGCCUGCCAGGCGAGAAGGGUGCUCGGGGAAAGCCAGGGAAGAGGGGUUUCAAGGGUGAGAGCAGUGUGUCGUUGGCGAGGGGUGCUCCCGGCCUGCCGGGUCUGAAGGGUGAGCCCGGCGAACGGGGUUACCGGGGCGAAAAAGGCGCCAAGGGAGACUCGGGUUCACCAGGGCCCAAGGGAGAUAUGGGACCGCCGGGCUUGCCGGGUUUCAACGGAACCGAAGGCAUCGCCGGUAUCCAAGGACCUCCCGGAUUACCGGGAAUUGCCGGACCCAAAGGUGAGAAAGGCGAGUACGGUGACAUCGGUCCCCCCGGUCUUAUGGGACCUCCAGGUCUGCCCGGCCCACCGGGCUAUCCCGGACUGAAAGGCGAGAAGGGAGAGAAAGGUGAAUCGAAGUACAAAAAGCUCAGACGAAGACAGGGAGACGGCACGUUCGAGAUGAACAACGGCGAAGUGAUAAUGGGCCCGCCCGGACCUCCAGGACCUGCCGGCACUCCCGGACUGCAAGGCCCACCCGGGAUCAAGGGUGACAGAGGACACGACGGCGCCAAAGGCGAUCCUGGAGAAAAGGGUGCCAAAGGGGAUCCUGGUCCGAUGGGACUGCCCGGCCCCAUGGGACUGAGGGGAGAGUCCGGAAAACCCGGGGAUGCCGGGAAACCUGGCGCCAUGGGACCACCAGGAUUAGACGGCAUGAAGGGUGCACAGGGCGAACCAGGAACGAAGGGAGAACGAGGAGAUCCGGGAUUGCCUGGUACCGACGGGAUUCCCGGUGCGGAGGGACCGAAGGGAGAGAAAGGUGCCAAAGGCGAAUCUGGCCCGCUGGGUAAACGCGGCAGAAAAGGCGACAAAGGCAACAAAGGAGAUCAAGGCGUUCCGGGAUUGGACGCGCCGUGUCCGCUGGGACCAGACGGACUUCCUUUGCCGGGUUGCGGUUGGAGGCCACCGCAGCCGAGGAAUCGGGGAGUCAAUAUCCUGAGCAAGUGGCUGGAGGAGGAGGAAGAGGAGGAAGAAGAGGAAGAGGAGAACGACCGGCAGUGAUGUUGCAAGGACAAUAGCGCAUUUUGUUUUUCUUUUUUUUUUUUUUUCAUAAGAACUAUCAUACAUCUCUCUUCUGUUCCCGCCUCCGUCUCGUUACGACGACCGCGUUAUAAAACACACAAAAAAAUAUACAUAUAUAUAUAUAAAUAUAUAUAUAUAUUAUAUAUAACGUCAAAAAUAAUUACAUCUUGCCAUCGAGUGUUGUAAAUAUGUGUACUUACAGUGUCUAGCGUCCGCAGUGCGUGUACAUAAAGUAAUUAGAGCUUACUGCGAAUCACACACACACAAGUAUACGGUGAUCGAUAUCAUCCGCAAUUGAUAACCACUUUCGAUUCCAAGUGCGCGGCUUUUGCACCUCACGUGUGAGAAAAAAAUAGAGGAAAAAGAUCUGGAAAAUAUUUAAAACUACCACGAAGAGACACAUUGUGGAGUGCGACCGGGGAAGAGGUAAUCUCAGAAAAGAAGCGGAGGACUGCUAAAAAAAAAAAAAAAAAAACACGUUUUCGGGAACAUACGUGACGGUGCGAGGCAACACGUUUCCUAAAUCGAAUGAGGAUUUUUGGGACGAACUGAGAAGAAUAUUCUCUCUUCGCGGAUAUUCUUGAACAAGCACGACGACGUACGGACGAAGAAGGAAAAAAACCAACAUCGCGCUGACGGAUUAGCUCUCAGUCACGGGCUGAAGCGCAUCUAAAAAUUUCUUUUUCACGAUACAAUACUUUAAGAUCAUUGAAUUGCCCGCUUGUACACACACAGAUGUUCUUGAAAAUUUGUUACAAAACUCUCGUGUAUUCUCAACGAUUUUUGUGCAAUCAGACCGCCUCUCAGCUAAUCCGUACUUGUGAAGAGAUUUUUGCCACAGAGCCAACGAUGUAAACUCGCGCGUUGAUGUUCACAAAUAAGAAAACAAAAAGUGUGAGAAAGAGAGAGACAUUUUUUGAUAUGUGACUAGUUUUGAUUAGUGGCGCGCACUCCGCGUGUUACGUCCCGUCUAGAUUAGAAUCGUAUCGCGCUAGGAGCUGUAACGCGUUUUAAGAGAAAGAAAAAAGUACUGACUUUGUACACACGUACAUAUGUAUAUAUGUACGUACGUACAUAUAUACACAUACACACACACACACGCGCACACACACGUACACUUUGUCAAUACUUUCCGAGGUAUCGUUAAAAUAAAUCAAGUAUAAGUGUAUAUCUUCUUCGAUGUCAUACAGAACAAUAUUGGACCGCCGCGUCGAGGCUGUUCUCUCGUUUUUAUCUCUCGCGGACGUUUGCAGCCCGUGUCCCGCACGCAAAUAUUUUCCGUACAUGUCAAAACGAUGUUCAUACAAAAAAAAAAAAAAAAAAAAAAAAAAAA
Pseudomyrmex gracilis is the source of this 4443-nucleotide messenger RNA. RefSeq names its product collagen alpha chain CG42342. The transcript has 24 exons. NCBI's taxonomy places the organism in Eukaryota, Metazoa, Arthropoda, Insecta, Hymenoptera, Formicidae. Bases 1077 to 3089 code for a protein of 670 amino acids. The record is from RefSeq and is a predicted model, not a curated record.